Molecule: messenger RNA, 3903 nt
Organism: Drosophila suzukii
Lineage: Eukaryota; Metazoa; Arthropoda; Insecta; Diptera; Drosophilidae
Gene: EcR
Product: Ecdysone receptor
Biological process (GO): positive regulation of transcription by RNA polymerase II; ecdysone receptor signaling pathway; cell differentiation
Cellular component (GO): nucleus
Molecular function (GO): RNA polymerase II cis-regulatory region sequence-specific DNA binding; zinc ion binding; nuclear receptor activity
Source: RefSeq, a predicted model, not a curated record
UUUUUUGGACUUUGUUGUUAACGGUUGCUUUCUCGCAAGUCCGACGCCCAAACGCGAUCGCCUAAAUACACAAUACAAUAGGAAACACAACUCGAAACACAAUACCUACCAAUACGGUUUCCCCAAAUACCGAACGUUUUAAACAAAACCCAAAAUGUUGCAACCAAAUAAAUUAAUUGUUCAAAUUGCCUAUACCCUUCUAUUUAUAAAAAAUGAUUAGAAAAGUCCCAAAUAAUACCAGCCUUCCUCAAAAACAACAAAAAAACAAGUGCAAUUCAUCGGCAGAUAUAAAAUAAAGUGCAAAUGCAUUGUAUCUGAACCUCAGAAAGUAGAAAAAUACAUAUGUGUGUAGUGAAGAAAGGGGAGGAAAUAGUUCUUUAAAUAACGCAAAUCAAGAGCAUGUAUUCAUAUUUAUAUAGAUAUUAUACAGCGGCUGCAUAGUGCAAAUCGCGGAUAAAGGAAUUCGACGGGACCGAAAUGUAAAUAGGAGAGAUUCCCGAAGCAAUUCAACGGUGAAAGCAGGAACAAACAAAACACAGAACUCGAAACCAAACAUCAACAAAGCGGCGCACAGACACUUAGACAUUAGUCUAGUCGUCGUCUGUGGAGUGUCGUAGACAUUUUCCGCAUCCCAAUAUAAUCUCAAAUAUAGUGCGCGAGUGAGAAUAAGGGAUUUGUGUUAAGAAUCCCUUUUAUACAAAUAUAGUGAAAAGAUAUUUACCGAAAUUCCGAAUAGUGCUUUGCCAACAGGAAUAUCUUCCAUUCAAGAACACAGUGACCCCAUGGAUACUUGUGGAUUAGUAGCAGAACUAGCGCACUAUAUUGAUGCAUAUGCACUGACUAUUCCGAGUACUAAAUGAGCAGGAAUUGGUUCGAAAAUGUAUUUUGAACGCAAGCAAGUGCGCAAAAAAUACUAGAUCAGCCACAAAACUCCAGAAAACACCGCCAGAAGUAAGCAGACUCUCGGACCACACUACCGAGCAACAGAGGAUCUUAGGAGGAGGAAGCGUUCUCCACAUACCGACAAACUGCCAGGGACAAGCCCCUUGUCCCCAGCCGACGCGUAGUGAUCUGAGAAACGGCCCCAAAACGGCGACCAUCGGCUACCAGAGGAUGAAGCGGCGCUGGUCAAACAACGGCGGCUUCAUGCGCCUCCCGGAGGAGUCCUCCUCCGAGGUCACUUCCUCCUCGAACGGGCUCGUCCUGCCCUCGGGGGUGAACAUGUCGCCCUCGUCGCUGGACUCACACGACUACUGCGACCAGGAGCUCUGGCUCUGCGGCAACGAGACCGGUCCGUACGGCAGCUCCAGCGGCAACGACCUGAAUCAGCAGCAGCAGCAAAGCGUCAUCACGCUGGCCAUGCAAGGCUGCUCCAGCACCCUACCAGCCCAGACGACCAUCAUCCCAAUUAAUGGGAACGGGAAUGGAAGCUCCACCAAUGGCCACUAUGUGCCGGGUGCCACCAAUCUCGGUGCGUUGACCAAUGGCCACGGGAUGCUCAAUGGGGGGCUCAACGGAAUGCAGCAGCAGCAGCAGAUGCAGAAUGGCCAUGGCCUCAUCAACUCCACAACCCCCUCGACGCCCACCACUCCGCUCCUCCUGCAGCAGAACCUGGGAGGCGGGGGCGGUAUCGGCAUGGGCCUUCUCCACCACACGAAUGGCAACUCCAAUGGCCUCAUCGGAGUGGCGGGAGGCGGCGGAGGAGUCGGAGUGGGAGGAGUGGGAGGCCUGGGGAUGCAGCACACGCCGCGAAGCGAAUCGGCGAAUUCCAUUUCAUCAGGUCGCGAUGAUCUCUCGCCCUCGAGCAGCCUGAAUGGAUACUCGGCGAACGAGAGCUGCGAUGCGAAGAAAAGCAAGAAAGGUCCUGCGCCGCGGGUUCAGGAGGAACUGUGCCUGGUGUGCGGCGACCGGGCCUCCGGAUACCACUACAACGCCCUCACCUGCGAGGGCUGCAAGGGCUUCUUCCGACGCAGCGUGACGAAAAGCGCUGUGUACUGCUGCAAGUUCGGGCGCGCCUGCGAAAUGGACAUGUACAUGAGACGCAAGUGCCAGGAGUGCCGUCUUAAAAAGUGCCUGGCCGUGGGCAUGAGGCCGGAGUGCGUCGUUCCGGAGAACCAGUGCGCAAUGAAGCGGCGCGAGAAGAAGGCCCAGAAGGAGAAGGACAAGAUGACCACAUCACCCAGCUCCCAGCACGGCGGCAACAGUGGCAGCGUGGGCUCUGGCAAUGCCCACGACUUCGUUAAGAAGGAGAUUCUUGACUUGAUGACGUGCGAGGCGCCACAGCAUGCCACUAUUCCACUACUACCUGAUGAAAUAUUGGCCAAGUGUCAAGCGCGCAAUAUACCUUCAUUAACGUACAAUCAGUUGGCCGUUAUAUACAAAUUAAUUUGGUACCAGGAUGGCUACGAGCAGCCAUCCGAAGAGGAUCUCAGACGUAUAAUGAGUCAACCCGAUGAGAACGAAAGCCAGACAGACGUCAGCUUUCGGCACAUCACAGAGAUAACCAUACUCACAGUGCAGCUAAUUGUUGAGUUUGCUAAAGGUCUACCAGCGUUUACAAAGAUACCCCAGGAGGACCAGAUCACGUUACUGAAGGCAUGCUCGUCGGAGGUGAUGAUGCUGCGUAUGGCCCGCCGCUACGACCACAGCUCGGACUCCAUAUUCUUCGCUAAUAACAGAUCCUAUACGCGGGAUUCGUACAAAAUGGCCGGAAUGGCUGACAAUAUUGAAGACCUGCUGCAUUUCUGCCGCCAAAUGUUUUCGAUGAAGGUGGACAACGUUGAAUACGCGCUACUCACUGCCAUUGUGAUCUUCUCCGACCGGCCGGGCCUUGAGAAGGCCCAACUAGUCGAAGCGAUCCAAAGCUACUACAUCGACACGCUACGCAUUUAUAUACUCAAUCGCCACUGCGGCGACUCCAUGAGCCUCGUCUUCUAUGCUAAGCUGCUCUCGAUCCUCACCGAGCUUCGCACACUGGGCAACCAGAACGCCGAGAUGUGCUUUUCGCUUAAGCUUAAAAACCGCAAGCUGCCCAAGUUCCUUGAGGAGAUCUGGGACGUGCACGCAAUCCCUCCCUCGGUUCAGUCGCACCUCCAGGUUACACAGGAGGAGAACGAGCGACUCGAACGGGCGGAGCGAAUGCGCGCCUCGGUUGGUGGCGCCAUAACCGCAAGCAUCGACUCCGAGUCCGCCUCCACUUCGGCGGCGGCAGCCGCGGCCCACCACCAACCCCAGCCUCCGACCCAGACCCAAAACAAUACGCAACCGCAGUUACCAUCGCAGCUACAACCUCAACUGGAACCCCAACUGCAAGCCCAGCUCCAGCCCCAGCUCCAGCCCCAGCUGCAACCCCAGCUGCAACCCCAGCUCCAGCCACAGCUCCAACCCCAGCUCCAACCCCAGCUCCAGCCCCAGCUCCUGCCGCAGCUCCAGCCGCAGCCACAGCUUCUUCCGGUUUCCGGGCCCGCCACCGUUCCCGGUUCUAGUUCCGUUUCGGCGGUCAGUACGAGCAGCGACUUUAUUGGCGCAAGUAGGUCCAUAGGAUCCAUCACGGCGGCGACCACCUCCUCAAGCAGCAUCACAGCUGCUGUUCCUGCGACCUCCACCACACCUGCGGUGGUGAUGGGCAACGGAGUUAGAGUAGGUGUCGGAGCGGGCGGCAACGUCAGCAUGUAUGCAAACGCCCAGACGGCGAUGGCCCUGAUGGGUGUGGCCCUGCACUCGCACCAGGAGCAGCUCAUCGGCGGAGUGUCUGUCAAAUCGGAGCACUCGACGACGGCAUAGCAGACGCAGUCACAGCGUCACCAACAGACCAUCGGAGUCCUGCUGGAUUAAGAACCCACACCGAUCCAGGGGCAGUUCCAUGGGAGUUCCAUCCCUGCAAGUUCGUUGCGGAUAAAGUGA